AUGUGUGCAGAAAGACUGGUAAGUUUAUGAAUGCUUUAUGAAAAUAAUUAAUUUUAUGUUAGUUUAAAAGUGAAACCAUUUGUCUGAUAGGAUUUUUUAAAAACUUAGGUUGUUUUUACUUUUUAAAAAAAUGACAUUUAUAGUGUAAAUCUGUGGUUUAGUGAGAUGAAUUGAUGCUUAUCCUCCCUGCCUUACACAAAAGGAAAAAAUCUUUUAUUUUUAAAAUGUUAUAAUAGUCUGAGGAUAAGGCGAUUUAAUUUAGAAACAUUACAUUCAAACAUUGUUCUCAACUGCCAAACAAAAAUAUUUAAUAACAGAAGCAAGGCAAAAAUAGUAAAAUGUGUUAAUAGUUGCAACCCAAGCAAAAAAAAGAAAAAAAAAAUCUGAUUCAGGACCUACAGUAUGCUUCGUUCAAGUUACCUUGGAAGUCAGCAUUGAAAAUGAUGUCAAAAGUUCCCAGCGUUUCAGUCGGAAAAAAGCAAAAUGGGAGGCGGUAACAGGAUGGCUCGCCUUGUCCAAAUAUAAGGCAAGCGCUAAAAUAACUCAUGUAGGUGUAGCCAUCUUGUUUUAGGCCUCUGAUUUUGCCUUUUUCCGACUUGGUAACUGAAACACUGGGAACUUGGGUGUGACGUCAUUUUCAGCUCCGACAUCUGACUUUCGAGGUAACUCGAAUGCAGCAUUAGACAUGACUUAUGACAUGAUAUGAAAAAGUAAAUAUUUUUAUUUGAUGAAAGGGUUUCAGUGUUUAAAACAUUGUUUGUGUUUCUUCUCUAGGCUACAACUUCAAGCCCACACAGACUCUUUGAAAUAGACACAAUGUCUGCAAAACAUGUUGAAGAUGUCCAAACACCGGUGAAAAACCCAGCUGGCCAGUCGUUCUUCAAGAGGGUAAAGAAAGCUUUCAAGAAAACAUUUUGCAGAUAUACGAGCAGUUCUUCCUCAGCGGGCUCAUCAGAAGAGAAAGAGUUGAGAAGAUCCUCAUUUGAACCUUCUGCUUGCUCCACCCCAUCACUUAAUGUGGUGGAUGAACAUGCUCAGCUGGAGGACCAACUGCCAGCAGAAAUCCCCCCUGAAGAGAAAAAGAAAGCUUCAACAAAACCUGACCAGUGCCUGGAAGAAGCUAAAGCAGAGGGACAAAAAAUUCCCCAAUUGGUUCAGCCACAAACAGGGACAGAUGAAGUCACCCAGUCAGAGGAAGUGAAGUUUUCUUCUCCAACCAUCCUGCGAAUUCAAGUCUCACCCUACAAAGCGGAAGGAAGUGAGGAGUCCAAAGCUGGAGGACAGCCAACAAAGAGGGCCUUGGAUUCAGAUACUGUAAAAAAAAGUCAGCAAGGAUGAAAGACUCUCCUCUAACAAAGAGUUUCAGAGGACCUGCAUUGGCAAGAAGAAUGUGGAUGCUCAGAAGGAAGUUAAUCCUGCCCCGGUGAAAAACAAAUCCCCUUGGAAACUAUUCUACAAAGGGGAUCAGAAGACCUGCAUUGGCGAGAAGAAGAAAAUUGUCCCUCAAUCCAAGGGGGAAGCUUCAACCAAACCUGACCAGCGCUGUGCCCACGUGGGAAAACUUAAAGGAGGCAUUUCAGCUAAUGACCAGGCAGGCAGAGUCACUCAGAUGUUAAAGGGCCCAUCACAGGCCACCAAGACAGCCAAAACCCAUGUUGUGGUUAACAGGAGUGUGGAGGCUCUGCAGACCUCUGAGGAUGUCAAUGCUCAGAAGAAAGUUAAUCCUGCCCCGGUGAAACAGAAAUCUCCUUGGAAACUAUUCUACAAAGGGUAUCAGAAGACCUGCAUUGGUGAGAAGAAGAAAAUUGUCCCUCAAUCUGAGGGGGAAGCCUUAACCAAACCUGACCAGGGCUAUGCCCACGCGGGAAAACCUAAAGGAGGCAUUUCAGCUAAUGACCAGGCAGGCAGAGUCACUCAGAUGUUAAAGGGCCCAUCACAGGCCACCAAGACAGCCAAAACCCAUGUUGUGGUUAACAGGAGUGUGGAGGCUCUGCAGACCUCUGAGGAUGUCAAUGCUCAGAAGAAAGUUAAUCCUGCCCCGGUGAAACAGGUCUUUUGCAAACGCCAUGGUUUAAGCAUUGAUUUCAGAAAAUUAAGAAAUAAUUAA
This is a messenger RNA of Xyrichtys novacula (pearly razorfish), 2107 nucleotides long. The record is from the annotation of a GenBank genome assembly. NCBI's taxonomy places the organism in Eukaryota, Metazoa, Chordata, Actinopteri, Labriformes, Labridae.